AAUAUUUGUGUAAUGACGAAUGAAUCAAGGGCCUACUAUGUGCCAGGCAGCUGUGCUAGCUAGGCCUACUGCUGACGUCCCCUUCCCAAUCACUUCUACCCGAGCGGCAGAGGCUGCCUUGAGUCCUCCUACCGCCAGGGGCCGCUGUACAAAGAGCGCGGCUUCCUUUCCACGCCACCGUCUAUCCCCGCGGUGCCCCUUGACCCCGUGAAGUUACUGCCCCGAGUUAAGAUGGCGGCGUCGAUGGCAGCUGCAGCUCGGCGACUGCGGCGGGCCUUUCGAAGGUCGCCUCUGUGGGGGGGCCUCAGCCGUCGGCCGUUCUCAUCCGAGCCCCCUCCAGCCUCGGCCACGGCCGUUCGGGACGCCUUCCUGAGCUUCUUUCGGGACCGCCACGGCCACCGACUGGUGCCGUCCGCCUCCGUGCGGCCCCGCGGCGACCCCAGUUUGCUUUUCGUCAAUGCGGGCAUGAACCAGUUCAAGCCCAUCUUCCUGGGCACCGUGGAUCCACGAAGCGAAAUGGCAGGCUUCCGACGUGUGGCCAACAGCCAGAAAUGUGUGAGGGCUGGAGGACGCCACAACGACCUGGAGGAUGUGGGCCGAGACCUUUCCCAUCACACCUUCUUUGAGAUGCUUGGCAAUUGGGCUUUUGGGGGUGAAUAUUUUAAGGAGGAGGCUUGCCGCAUGGCCUGGGAACUGCUGACUCAGGUCUACGGGAUCCCUGAAGACAGGCUCUGGGUCUCCUACUUUGGUGGUGACCCCAAGGCAGGGCUGGACCCAGACCUGGAGAGCAGGGACAUCUGGCUCAGCUUAGGGGUGUGUGCCAGUCAUGUGCUUUCCUUUGGACCACAAGAGAACUUCUGGGAAAUGGGGAACACUGGCCCCUGUGGGCCCUGCACGGAGAUCCACUAUGACCUGGCUGGGAGAGGGGGAGCCCCCCAGCUGGUGGAGCUGUGGAAUCUGGUCUUCAUUCAACACAACAGAGAGGCAGAUGGAAACCUGCAGCCCCUGCCCCAGCGGCACGUGGACACGGGAAUGGGCCUGGAAAGGCUGGUGGCCGUGCUGCAAGGCACGCGCUCCACUUACGACACUGAUCUCUUCUCCCCGCUGCUUGACGCCAUUCAGCAGGGUUGCGGGGUGCCCCCUUACUUGGGUCGGGUAGGAGCAGCAGACGAGGGGCGCACAGACAUGGCAUACCGCGUGGUGGCUGAUCACAUCCGCACACUCAGCGUCUGCAUCGCCGACGGUGUCUGCCCCGGAAUGUCGGGUGCCCCGUUGGUGCUUCGUCGGAUCCUUCGUCGAGCUGUGCGGUUCUCUACAGAGGUGUUGCGGGCACCACCUGGCUUCCUAGGCAGCCUGGUGCCUGUAGUGGUGGAGACCCUGGGAGAUGCUUAUCCAGAACUGCGGAAGCACUCAGCCCAGAUAGUCAACCUGGUGUCAGAGGACGAGGCAGCCUUCCUGGCCUCCCUGCAGCGGGGUCGGCACAUCAUCGAUCAGACCCUGAGGCGCCUGGGGCCUUCUGAUUUGUUCCCUGCUGAAGUGGCCUGGUCCUUAUCGCUGUCUGGGAACCUGGGGCUCCCCCUGGACCUGGUAGAGCUGAUGCUGGAGGAGAAGGGGGUGCGGCUGGACUCUGCUGGGCUGGCGCGGCUGGCCCAGGAGGAGGCCCAGCACCGGUCACGGCAGGCCGAGCCAGCUCAGGAGCGGGGACUGCAGCUGAAUGUCCACGCACUGGGGGAGCUGCAGCGCCGAGGGGUGCCCCCAACUGACGACAGUCCCAAGUACAACUACUCUCUUCGACCCAGCGGGGGUUAUGAGUUUGGCACCUGCGAGGCGCAGGUGCUCCAGCUAUAUACAGAGGACGGGACAGCUGUGGCCUCUGUGGGGAAAGGCCAGCGUUGUGGCCUUCUCUUGGACAAAACCAACUUCUACGCUGAACAGGGGGGUCAGGCUUCAGACCGAGGCUACCUGGUGCGGGUGGGGCAGGAGGAUGUACUGUUCCCAGUGCCCCGGGCCCAGGUCUCUGGAGGCUUCAUCCUGCACGAGGCUGUGGCCCCUGAGGGCCUGAAGGUUGGGGACCAGGUGCAGCUACAUGUAGAUGAGGCCUGGCGUCUAGGCUGCAUGGAGAAGCACACGGCCACCCACCUGUUGAACUGGGCACUCCGGCAGACCCUGGGCCCCGGCACGGAGCAGCGAGGUUCCCAUCUCAACCCCGAGCGGCUGCGCUUCGAUGUGGCCACCCAGGCUCCACUGACCCCAGAGCAGCUCCGGGCAGUGGAGGGCACGGUGCAGGAGGCCGUGGGGCAGGAUGAGGCCGUGUACAUGGAGGAGGUGGCCCUGGCACGCACCGCCCAUGUCCCUGGCCUGCGCUUUCUGGAUGAGGUAUACCCAGACCCUGUGCGGGUGGUGUCAGUGGGGGUGCCCGUGGCCGAGGCGCUGGACCUCGCCUCUCAGGCUGUGCUGCAGACCUCUGUGGAGCUGUGCUGUGGGACGCACCUGCUGCGCACAGGGGCUGUAGGGGACCUGGUCAUCGUUGGGGAGCGCCAGCUCUCCAGGGGCACCACCCGCCUGCUGGCCGUCACCGGGGAGCAGGCCCAGCAGGCCCGAGAGGUGGGCCAGGCUCUGGCCCAGGAGGUAGGAGCCGCGGCAGAACGGCUGAGUCGGGGCAGCCAGGAUGUGGUGGAGGCUCAGCGACUAUCCAAGGACAUGGGACGACUCACUGAUGCUGUGGACACUGCGGUGAUGCCCCAGUGGCAGCGGCGGGAGCUGCAGGCCACGCUGAAGGUGCUGCAGCGACGUGCCAACACUGCCAUCCGGAAGCUAGAAACGGGGCAGGCUGCACAGAAAACCCAGGAGCUGCUGCGGCGGCAUUCAGAGGGGCCCCUGAUUGUGGACACAGUCUCCACUGAGUCCCUCUCCGUGCUGGUGAAGGUGGUACGGCAGCUGUGUGAGCGGGCGCCUCGCACGUCUGUGCUACUGCUCAGCCCCCAGCCGCUGGGGCACGUGUUGUGUGCCUGUCAGGUGGCCCAGGGUACCACACCAGCCUUCACAGCAGAGGCCUGGGCACUGGCGGUAUGCAGCCACAUGGGGGGCAAGGCCUGGGGCUCUCAAGUGGUGGCUCAGGGCACCGGAACGACGGCUGACCUGGAAGCUGCCCUCAGGACAGCCCGAGCCUACGCCCUCAACCAGCUCUGAGCCGGGCUCGCCAGGGACUCACAUAGACUGGACAGACUGCCGACGGGCCAGUGCCAGGAACCCUUGAAGGAGCCAGCAGAACCUCCCCGGAGGCUGAAGCAAAGGACUAAAGACUGGAGGCCAAGCAGCUGAGCCCUAGGGGGCUGCCUUGGGCCAGGCCCCGUGAGGACACGAGGAGUUGGGGUUCUGGAAGGCAGAAGUGGGCCCAGAGACACACCCCCACUGGAUGAAUGUGAAGCCAUGGACUGUCUUGGCUGUGAGUGCUCAUCAACAAGUAUUUCACUGCAGCCAGGAAUUUCCAGAAGUUCUUCUGCUUAAAAAAGAACAGCUUUCCCCUCCCAGCAACCUGGUAAGGGUGCUCUAUCACCCGGCUGAUCCCUCACACUGGAUCAAACAGUCACCCAUCAUCCAAAUCAGAACCAUCCUCCUCGCCACGGGUGUUUAACAAGUUUUCCGUGCCAGCCUGGGCACCCACAAAGGCCUCGCUGGCCACCAAGAUCCAGAACUGUCUUAUGAAAGUCAUUACAGGAGGGCACACCCUCUCUGGUGUCACUUGUGUCAUUAACAGUGACUUCACAUUUUAGC
Messenger RNA from Herpailurus yagouaroundi (jaguarundi), 3774 nucleotides. It is a transcript of the gene AARS2, whose product is annotated as alanyl-tRNA synthetase 2, mitochondrial. NCBI's taxonomy places the organism in Eukaryota, Metazoa, Chordata, Mammalia, Carnivora, Felidae. Gene Ontology annotation, biological process: alanyl-tRNA aminoacylation. The record is from RefSeq and is a predicted model, not a curated record. Gene Ontology annotation, cellular component: mitochondrion; cytoplasm. Gene Ontology annotation, molecular function: aminoacyl-tRNA deacylase activity; alanine-tRNA ligase activity; nucleic acid binding. The transcript has 22 exons. The coding region runs from base 232 to 3189 and encodes 985 amino acids.